Messenger RNA from Chara braunii, 1499 nucleotides. The record is from the annotation of a GenBank genome assembly. NCBI's taxonomy places the organism in Eukaryota, Viridiplantae, Streptophyta, Charophyceae, Charales, Characeae.
GGUCGGCUUCCGACGAAGGGGGCGAGUUCACGUCAUUGCUCCAUCAAGGCUUGCGGGACGAUGACGGCGGAGGAGUUGAUCUGAGGUUCGAGUUGUGUUCUGGCGGCGGCAGGGAGGCGAGUCGUACGUUCAUCAUCGACGUAGAUCUUUCGGCACGUGGCGUUAAGCAUGGUGGAAGUCUGCAUAUGGAGCAGUCCACACGCUGCACUCGUGACUAGCCCGGUCGGGCCAUUGCCAGCGGGACAGCAGCAUGGAUCGACUGCUCCGUCCGUCGAUCGAUUAACACCGACCUGGCCCGCACCCCCCGGGGUGGCAGCAGGGCCCCUGCGCAUGGGCGGUGCACGUUCGUUGAUGCCUGCGUACACAACACCGGUCGAAUCCGGAGUGAAGGACGAGGGAACGUGCAGAGUGCCGGUACGUCCACGACCCACUGUGGAGAACAUAACACGUGGAGUGCCGAACAUGCGUGCACACAGCGAUGGAGGCGAAGACGACGUCGGCUUCGGUGACGACGCAGACGAAGGGAUGAGGGAAGACGUGGAAGCGGGGGACGACGACGACGACGUUCCAAUUCGGCCUUUAGGGAAGACGGCUGGGACGGAGAAAGGACGCGGCAGAGGUGGUGUCCGUGGUCGAUCCGUUGGCCGUGGAGGCAGAGGUGGCGUAAGUGGCAACGCCGGGAAGUCUCCGACGUACUGGUCUGCAGAAGACCAAAUGCUCCUGGUGCGAUGCAAGCGGGAGCAAGAUAUGCACCUCGCCGGCUUGUCUCACAGUUACGGGCGGAUGAAGACGAAAGAGUGGAAGUGGGAGGACAUGUCGAAGCGGAUGGCAAAUGCGGGGAGGCCGAAGGACGCUGACGACUGCAUGAAGAAGUGGGACAAUCUGUUCCAGAACUACAAGAAAAUUCAGAGGUUUCAGAAUGCCAGCGGGCGGCCAGAUUUUUUCAGGUUGACGAACAAAGAGAGGAAGGAGCACAACUUCAAGUUCCGGAUGGGCAGGGCACUGUACAACAAGAUCCACGCGGGCAUGGUGGGGAACCACACGAUUUUCCCUCCCAACGUUGUCGACACCGGCAGUCCGGAUGGGGUGCAACUGCCCAGGCGAGGAGCGGGUGGCGGGGAGUCUGUUUGUAGUGAGGCGGCCGGUGAAGGCUGCCCUGACGAGCGUUCUUCUGCGAGGGAGUCCGACAGCAACGUAGUCAGCGGGGCGGGAGGCGGGAAGCGUAAGAACGCGCGUCAGCAGGCAUUCGAGUCCAUCUCUGAUGUCAUGGAACGCCAUGGCGCACUGAUGUCGUCGAUGAUCGAAUCGUCUAGCAAGCGGCAAUGCAGCAUCUUCACGAGGCAAUGCGACAUACUGGAGCAGGAAGUUGCCGUCCAAAAAGCGCACUAUGCGGCGUCCGAUGAGACGCAGAGGAUGAUGUGCAAAGCACUGUUGGAGAUCGCUGCCGCCAUCCGUGGUCGGUCGGCCAUGUAGGCCAUUACGUGCUUUGUUGAUCAAAG